CACAUUUUGAACAACGUGUCUUCCCCUAACCGUCCUCUCUCUCUGCGUGUGUGUAUUGUUUUGUUCAUGUAUUUUACCCGCCCCUUUUUCCUCUUCCAAUUCUUCCUUUCUUGCGUCUUCCUCCACCUACUAUUCUAUAUAUUCCCCUAUCCAAACUUGUUCUAGUUAUCUUCCUUCUUUUUUUUUAGAUUCUGAGAAAGAUAAGGAUACCCACUAGUAUUUUCCUUGUCAAUUAUGGACGAUUCGUUGGAAAAGAAUAAUGGGUUAAAGGAUUCCGGUGAGGUUCCGGUUGAUUUUGAACUGGUAAUACAGGGUGAUAAUGGGAAUCAAACGAAUAAGGAGAGUACUGUUGCUAAUUCUACCAACAUACAAGGAUCUGUUAGCGGGGAUGAGACUGGGCAUAGUGCUACAAAUGUGGAAAAGCCUGUGAAGAAAUCGGAACCUGGUACCAGUCAGCCAGUCAAAGCUGGAAGACACAUACAAAACAAGAACAAAGGUCUAGGUUUGCUAGCAGCAAAGCUUUUUGAUGAUAGAGUUCCUUUAAGAAAAAAGCUCAAAUUGUUCAAUAGGCUUGCAACUAUUCAAGAUGAUGGUACUGUACAAUUUGAAGUUCCGGGGGAUAUUAAACCCGGAAAACUUGAUUUUGGGACCGGAGUUGUUUACAAUGGAGCUUCAGAUGAAGCAGCAAAUGACGUAGCUGAUAUUCCAGUACUACCUCCAUUGCAAAUUGUUAUGCUCAUUGUUGGGACGAGGGGAGAUGUGCAACCUUUUGUUGCCAUUGGGAAAAAGCUUCAGGAAAAUGGUCAUAGGGUGAGACUAGCAACUCAUGCCAAUUUUAAAGAGUUUGUUUUGGGUGCUGGGUUGGAAUUUUAUCCUCUAGGCGGAGAUCCAAAGGUUCUUGCUGCAUACAUGGUAAAAAAUAAAGGGUUUUUGCCAUCUGGACCUUCUGAAAUACUUAUUCAACGUAAUCAAAUAAAAGAUAUUGUAUUCUCCUUACUACCUGCAUGCGUAGAUCCCGAUCCAGAGUCAAAUGUUCCAUUCAGAGUAAAUGCCAUUAUUGCCAAUCCUCCUGCAUAUGGACAUAUGCAUGUAGCAGAGGCCCUCCAAGUACCAUUGCAUUUAUUUUUCACAAUGCCAUGGACGGCUACUAGUGAGUUUCCACAUCCUCUCUCUCGUGUCAAGCAGUCAGUUGCUAAUAGACUGUCAUAUCAAGUCGUUGAUGGACUGAUCUGGCUUGGGAUUCGGGAUGUGGUAAAUGACUUCAGGAAGAAAAAGUUGAAGUUAAGGCGAUUAACUUAUUUGAGUAACUCCAACAGUUUCCAUUCAGAUGUGCCUUUUGGGUAUAUAUGGAGUCCACACCUAGUUCCUAAACCGAAAGAUUGGGGCCAAAAAAUUGACGUGGUAGGGUUUUGCUUCCUAGACCUUGCUUCCAAUUAUGAACCCCCAGAAUCACUCGUUAAAUGGCUUGAAGAUGGUGAAAAUCCUGUAUAUAUUGGCUUUGGAAGUCUUCCUGUUCAAGAACCUGAAAAAAUGACCGAGAUAAUUGUUCAAGCUCUAGAAAUUACUGGACAAAGAGGUAUUAUUAACAAAGGCUGGGGUGGCCUUGGGAGCUUGAAGGAACCCAAGGAUUUUGUGUACCUGUUGGAUAAUUGCCCCCAUGAUUGGCUAUUCCUGCGUUGUGCUGCUGUGGUGCAUCAUGGAGGUGCUGGAACAACUGCUGCUGGACUAAAAGCCGCAUGCCCAACAACUGUGGUACCUUUCUUUGGGGAUCAACAAUUUUGGGGUGAACGUGUGCAUGCUAGGGGAGUAGGUCCUGCUCCCAUCCCUGUGGACGAGUUCUCCCUAGAAAAGUUGGUCGCUGCCAUCCGGUUCAUGCUAGAUCCAGAGGUAAAAGAACGUGCUGUAGAACUAGCAAAAGCCAUGGAACAUGAGGAUGGAGUGACUGGAGCUGUGAAAGCAUUCUAUAAACAUUUCCCUCUAGAAUCACUUGAGCCUAAGCCUGAGGUCUCGCCUCGUCCUCCCCGUUUCUUUUCCCUAAGACGCUGUAUCGGACACUCCUAAUUUUUUUAAAUUCAAAUUCUGCUUCUGUAUGAUUCAUGUUGUAGAAAUAGAAAAAGUCGCUGGAUGUGUAACCUAGGUACAAAAAUUGAAUCCAGAAAUUUAGAAUUCGGGAUCAUGUCCCUGAGUUUGAUUGUAUUUUCAAUUGUGAGGUUUUGUUUUUGUUUUGGAAUGGAGUGAGGAGUUAAUGGGUGGUGUUGUUGCAUCAAAGGGAGUUAUAUAUGGAAAUGUUUGUUUCAUGCUUGA
Molecule: messenger RNA, 2304 nt
Organism: Solanum pennellii
Lineage: Eukaryota; Viridiplantae; Streptophyta; Magnoliopsida; Solanales; Solanaceae
Product: sterol 3-beta-glucosyltransferase UGT80A2-like
Exons: 14
Coding region: 235-2061 (608 amino acids)
Biological process (GO): carbohydrate metabolic process
Molecular function (GO): hexosyltransferase activity; UDP-glycosyltransferase activity
Source: RefSeq, a predicted model, not a curated record